UUCGUGCAACCAUCAAUCGGAGAUGCGUUCUUAGGAAUGACCGUAGAUGCUGGGUUCGAAACCUAGAUGCUACCAGACCCUAAGUAAAAGCUUAUACUUACAAGCUGCUAGAUUAACUCGCGUAAACCUUCACCUUAGGCUCCACGGAAGCCUUCACCUUAGGAUCGAGCUGCAAGUUCGACAUCUUAUGCCCACGAUAUAGCUUUCACUUGGAAAUGAUAAGCUUGCAGUAGCCAUGGCGACUGCUGCGGAAAGGGAGAAGGAGCUACAGCGCGCCCUGGGAGAGUGCGCUUUAAGCAGUUCCUGGAUUUUCACCCUAGGCGGGUGUUUAAUCGCCAUCCCCAUAGGUAUUCGGCGCAAAUCCAUGGGUCCGCUGGUGUUCUAUGGUACCACAGGCGCCAUGGUGGACAUCAUUCAGGGCAUCAGUAACUGCGAGAAGGAGAGAGAAGCUCUCAAGGCGUUUAUGGAAGAGAAAAGAGCGGGUCAACCGGGAGCAGCGGAUGCAGCUGGUAGUAGCAGCAGAGGGUCGGGGUUGACGGAGAGAAGCGGAGUGCAGCAAGAUAUUGCACAGACGCUAGAUGAUGAUAAGACGUCCAAGUAGGCAUUCAGCGCAAGUCCCUGGGUCAACUGGUGUCCAUGGCACGACAGGUGCAAUGGUGGACGGACAUCUUUCAGGGCAUCAGCAACUGCGAGAAGGAGAGAGAAGCUCUGAAAGCGUUUAUGGGGGAGAAAAGAGCAGAGAAGGGAGCGGGUCAACAAGGAGCAGCGGAUGCAGCUGGUAGUAGUGGCAAAGGGUCAGGUUUAUGGGAGAGAAGCGGAGUCCAGCAGGAUAUCGCACAAACGCUUGAUGGCGAUAAGACGUCUAAGUAGGUAUUUGGCAAGUCCAUGGGUCCGCAGGUGUUCUACGGCCCAGCAGGCGCAAUGCUGGACGCCGUUCAGGGGAUUGGUGUUGCAAAAUGGAGAGGAGCCCUGACAGCGUAUAUGUGGGAGAGACAAGGAAGCAAACGGGGGGAUACGCAGAAGCGGGUUAACAAGGUCUAGGGGAGGGAGAGGUUGGGAAGGAGUUGAUACGGUAGAAAUUGAGAGCUGGGAUGGGAUAGGAGAGGCUCAGAGGAAAGUAGAUACCUGGUGGGAUCGAGCAAGUUGUUGCUUAACCGCUAGAUAAUGACGGCACAGAACUCGGUGCACCACCACGCGUGCGUCGCUGUAGUAUUGCAUGCAAGCGGGGGAUCAGCAAGUAUGCUUGGCAAAUACCAGUGCAGUGUCCAUUUUGGCGAAGACGAGUCAUUUCGUUUUGUGGUGUGGUAUCAUUACAGUGGUUGCAGUGCAUUUUAAUGAUGCUUUAGGCCAUUGACUGCACAGUCUCAGAGUAGAAAAGUUGACUAGAAUUGGGCAUACAGGUUGAUUUUGUGCAAGUGUUGUACUCU
Closterium sp. NIES-67 is the source of this 1427-nucleotide messenger RNA. Lineage: Eukaryota; Viridiplantae; Streptophyta; Zygnematophyceae; Desmidiales; Closteriaceae. The record is from the annotation of a GenBank genome assembly.